Haemonchus placei is the source of this 411-nucleotide messenger RNA. Lineage: Eukaryota; Metazoa; Nematoda; Chromadorea; Rhabditida; Trichostrongylidae. The record is from the annotation of a GenBank genome assembly.
AUGAACACCACAGUGGCCGCUCUUUUCGCUGUUUGCUUUAUUCUAUGUAUAACUCAAGGAUACGGCGGCCACAGUCAUAGCCAAAGUCAUAGCCAUGAACAUGGUGGUGAAAGACCGCCCAAACCAGAGUUCCUCGACAAACUCAACGACACACUUCGUGAAGAAUUUUGGAACAUUGUGAAGGACAGAUCAAUACCACCUAACGAGAAGAGAGAAAAGGUUCUGGCCUGGGGAGAGAAGUACGGUCUUGAGGUUUGUUCGCUGAGACAUUUCAGAUCAAUAUUGAAACAGGGCUUCAGUACAAAGAUUAUCUGCUGGGUAGCAUUUAAUCGUAUAGCCAGAAAUGUGCCAAGAAGGAGGGUUGGUCUUCAAUGGGAAUCAGGAAUACUGAGACAAGAAAGAGUGGCAUGA